AUGAUUUUUGACAUUUUCUUCUUAGGAAAGAAAGAUCGAAUUGCUAUCUGUCUAGAUAACGCGACUUGGCACAAUAAACUCACAAAAGAAUCAGUGAUUCCGAAACGUGCUUCGCCAAAGGGAGAAAUUCAACAAUGGUUAAAAGAUCACAAAAUUAAUUUUUCGGAAAAAUUCAUCAAAGCUCAGUUGUUAGAGCUCGCGUGUGCCAAUUGUCCACCUAAAGAAUAUAUUAGUGAUCAAAUUGGAAAAAAAUAUGGUAUAGGAAUAUUUCGUUUACCAAAACUACAUUGUAGCCUCAAUCCUAUUGAAUUGUCGUGGAAUAGUCUCAAGCAAUUCGUUCGUGAUCAAAACACGACGUUUCGUCAGGAUGAUGUGAAACAACUGAUUGAGGAAUUUAUGGUCGCAAUGGAUGAUAAACGUGCAACUUCGUAUUUUCACCAUGUUAGUAAAAUUGAAGAAAUGUACAAAACAGCUGAUACAAUUAUGGAGGAAGACGUCGAACCUUAUUUACAAUCAGAUAGUGAAGAAACAGAUUCGGAUGACGAGUAG
This is a messenger RNA of Adineta ricciae, 549 nucleotides long. The record is from the annotation of a GenBank genome assembly. NCBI's taxonomy places the organism in Eukaryota, Metazoa, Rotifera, Eurotatoria, Adinetida, Adinetidae.